This is a messenger RNA of Scutellospora calospora, 123 nucleotides long. NCBI's taxonomy places the organism in Eukaryota, Fungi, Glomeromycota, Glomeromycetes, Diversisporales, Gigasporaceae. The record is from the annotation of a GenBank genome assembly.
AUGGAGAGUAAUGAAGAGGCAAAUCGAUUAUUAGAUAUUCAAGAAGAUUCUGUUGAUGAACUACAAGCUACACUUAACCAAAUGAUUGAAUUUGUUGGAUCACAUAAUAUUAAAGAAAUUUGG